CCUUCCGCAGUUGAAUGACUGAACCUUUGGAAAACUUCGCGGGCAGACAAUGAAGCUAACGUCGGUUCCUAAUAUUUUGGUUAUAUCUUUAUUUAUUUUCUCACAGUUUGUUCAUGGGCUGGAUGAUUGCAGAAGUGGAAUGUUUCCACCUAAAGGACCAACGUUUAAAGGUAAUGUGAGCUGGUACACUGUAAAUCUCGAUUUACCCCCUAGUGAGAGAUGGACGCAAGUGAUCAAAGAUAAAAACACAGAGUUGUUCACAAUGGUACAGACAAUAAAAGACAUCGCCAAGGGCUUUUUCCAUGGAAAACUUAUUGAUUUAGUGGACGAGGAGCUGCCAUUGAUUGUGGACACACUUCCACACCCUUUCAAUGAAGAAAUUAAGGGAAUAGCAGCUGUUUCUGGCAUCCCUCUGGGUGAGAUUACGCUGUUCAAUAUCUUUUAUGAGGUUUUCACUGUUUGCACAUCACUUAUUGCAGAAGACUUUAAUGGAAAUAUUUAUCAUGCCCGGAAUUUGGACUUUGGGCUAUUUAUGGGGUGGGAUCGACAGAAUAAAACAUGGACUUUAACCGAGAAGCUUAAACCUCUUGUGGUAAAUGUCAAUUUCGAAAGGAAUAACAAAACCGUGUUUAAAUCAACAAAUUUUGCUGGAUAUGUUGGCAUGCUCACUGGAGUUAGACCUGGUGAACUGACCCUAACAAUGAACGAGCGUUUCAACUUUGAUGGGGGUUAUAUUGGGAUUCUGGAAUGGAUUAUUGGCAAGAGAGAUGGAAUGUGGAUGGGUUUUCUUACUCGCAAAGUCCUGGAAAAUGCUACAAGUUACGAGGAUGCCAAAGCCCAGCUCUCUCUGACGAAACUGCUAGCACCUGCUUACUUCAUCUUGGGUGGUAACCGAACGGGACAGGGUUGUGUGAUAACCAGGACUAGAAUAAACACGUUAGACAUCUGGGAACUUGAUAUGGAGCUUGGGAGAUGGUACGUCCUGGAAACGAACUAUGAUCACUGGGAAAAGCCUAUGAUCUUAGAUGACCGCAGAACACCGGCAAUGAAGUGCAUGAAUCAAACCACACAAGCGAACAUUUCUCUGUCAUCAAUAUAUGAUGUUCUGUCAACAAAACCAGUUCUUAAUAAGUUGACAACCUACACCUCAUUAAUGGAAGUGUCAACUGGAACUCUGGAGUCUUAUAUCAGAGACUGUCCAAAUCCAUGUACACCGUGGUGAUCUGCCAUCAUCUCUGAACGAGCUGAGGCGUCAGGCAUAUAGAAUACUGUUCUUGAUCUGUUAUUACAGGGCCAAUGUACAUGUACAGGAAGGUGUAAAAAAAAAAACGUAAUGGUCGCAAUUCUACCUCUGAAC
Molecule: messenger RNA, 1357 nt
Organism: Rhinichthys klamathensis goyatoka
Lineage: Eukaryota; Metazoa; Chordata; Actinopteri; Cypriniformes; Leuciscidae
Gene: asah1a
Product: N-acylsphingosine amidohydrolase (acid ceramidase) 1a
Exons: 14
Coding region: 50-1222 (390 amino acids)
Biological process (GO): fatty acid metabolic process
Cellular component (GO): lysosome
Molecular function (GO): N-acylsphingosine amidohydrolase activity; fatty acid amide hydrolase activity
Source: RefSeq, a predicted model, not a curated record